Colias croceus (clouded yellow) is the source of this 1756-nucleotide messenger RNA. Its product is annotated as major facilitator superfamily domain-containing protein 12-like. The transcript is spliced from 8 exons. Lineage: Eukaryota; Metazoa; Arthropoda; Insecta; Lepidoptera; Pieridae. Gene Ontology annotation, molecular function: symporter activity. Gene Ontology annotation, cellular component: membrane. The record is from RefSeq and is a predicted model, not a curated record. Gene Ontology annotation, biological process: carbohydrate transport. Bases 124 to 1518 code for a protein of 464 amino acids.
AUACAAAUGUAUUGGAUAUAUUUGUAUUAAUGUCAUCAUUUUGUUUAUGUUGUUUAUUGUAAAAAGUAUCGCUGAUUCAUUUUUGUGGUUUUUAUUUUUGGAGGUAGUUUUGGUACCUAUACAAUGGAUAAUGAAUUUUUUGAUAUUUCGACGAGUUUAAGACUGCAACUCGGAUAUGGAAUUGGCCAUAUAUUGAACGAUGUAUGUGCUAGUUUAUGGUUUACGUACUUCUUAGUAUUUUUUCACCUUGUGCUUGAAUUUACUGCCUCUCAAGCUGGAUAUUUAAUGUUGAUUGGACAAGUGGUCGAUGCUGUAUCCACCCCUUUUAUUGGAUACCAUUCCGAUCACACAAAUAAUUCUGUAAGUGCAUGGUAUGGCAGAAGAAAGCUUUGGCAUUUGUUUGGUUCAGCAUGUGUACUUAUGUCUUUUCCAUUUAUAUUCUCUCAAUGUAUUGGAUGUUCAUUAACACAUAAGUGGGCUCAGAUGUAUUAUUAUGCAUCAUUUAUUUUAAUAUUUCAAAUUGGAUGGGCAGCUGUACAAAUAUCACACUUGAGCUUAAUACCAGAACUAGCUGAAGAUCCGCAUGUCCGUACUCAUCUUACAGCAAUAAGAUACGGAUUUACUGUUUUCUCAAACUUGUUUGUGUAUCUUAUAACAUGGGCCAUUUUACAUUUCACUGGACAAUGUGACAAGGAGCAAGUUGGUCCUGGAGAUGCCUGGAAAUUUAAACAGAUAAUGUUAAUUGUUCUAAGCAUUGGAACAUUGGCAACUAUACUAUUUCACUUCAGUAUAACAGAAAAACAAGCUAGAUAUGCAAUAGCAGACAACACUCAAAAUGCAACAUUUCACUGCAGCAUUUUUAAAAAAUGGUUGUUAUAUCAGGUAGCUGGUGUUUAUAUGUGUACAAGGCUUGUUGUGAAUGUUUCUCAAGUAUUGAUUCCCUUAUAUUUGCACCGCACUUUGGGAUUAGCUGCUCGUUCUCUUGCUGUAGUGCCGUUGGCAAUGUACCUCGGGAGUCUCGCCGCUGCCGGCGUGCAGAGGUUGGCGCCAAGAUCAAUCACUAGAAAACUAUGCUAUUUUAUCGGAUCCGCAUUUUCCCUUUGUGGUUUUGUGUGGAUUUACUUUGACACUGACUAUAAUUUUAAAGUCUAUUUCAUUUAUAUUGUUGCUGUUUUAAUAGGAUUUGGUGGUGCACAAAUGUUGGUGACCAGCCUCUCUUUAACAGCUGACCUAGUUGGCGAAAAUACACAAGGAUCUGCUUUUGUAUAUGGUUUAAUGAGUUUUACAGAUAAGCUCUCUUGUGGAAUAGCAAUAGCUUUGAUACAGCUAUAUGCCGACCAGUCUGGUGCAAUGUAUUACCGUUAUGCAUUGUCGAUAGUUUGCGGUGCAGCAUGUUUACUAGGGCUAUGUUUCACAGUUUGCCUACCUAAAUUAACUCACAAUACAUUAAUAGUUACGAAUGAUGGAUCAAUAAAUGCCUCAGAUCAAGAAGUAGUACCAUCUGGGCCAGAGAUAUAAUAACUUAUUGUGUUUGAUCAAAUAAAACGAGUUUGGUAGACCUUAGGAGGUCUGCUAAAGGCUCCGAAUUUAACUAAUUUUAGCAAAGAAGCCCUCGAAACUUAUUAGCAACUAGUAUAUUUUUAUAUUAUUUAAAUAUAUUUUGUAUUAAUUAAGGUUUAAGAAAUCUUAUUAAUCUUAUUUUCUAUUUUGAUAGUAUGAACAUGUGAUAUUAUGAAAAUACAUACCUAUUUUUCUA